Molecule: messenger RNA, 1398 nt
Organism: Trichomonas vaginalis G3
Lineage: Eukaryota; Parabasalia; Trichomonadida; Trichomonadidae
Product: armadillo (ARM) repeat-containing protein family
Exons: 1
Coding region: 1-1398 (465 amino acids)
Source: RefSeq, a predicted model, not a curated record
AUGGAUUCCUUCAAGAAUAUUCAUAAAGAGGAAACUACAGGAGAAACAGAAAAACAAGUAAUCUUUAAUGAAAAUUCAAUGAGUUUUUUACUAAGUUCUAUUGAUGCUAACGAAAUUGAUCAAGAUACCUUUAAAUGUAUCGAAAACCAAAUCAUUCAAUUAAAUAUCCAAUUAAAACAUGCCAAAAUCAUUACAGAGAUUGAUAUACAAAGAUAUGAAAUACCAUUAACUUUCUUCAAAAUUUUCAUGAAAUUUUCUGAUUCCAUAAUGAUUGAUUCACUCAUCUACUUACUCGAAACAUUGUCAAAACUAAUGGAAUUUCCUUUUCAAAUGAUGGAAGAAAUAGGUAUCGAUCGAUUUAUGAUAGAAUACUUAGAUUCCCAAAAAUGCUUAGACAACACAUCAAUAUUUAUUAACAAAACGAAGAUUAUAACGAUAUUUACUAAUAAUAUGAUACAUAACACUUCUAUUUCUACAGAUUUAAUUUCAAUAGGCCUAUUUCAUUCUUUACAGAACGUUUUUGAAGAGUUAAGUAAUAUUACUAUUGAUCAAGCAAGCGUAACUUAUCUAGAAAGCUUAGCAAAUGCUGUUUUUAUAUGUUUUGAACAAAUUUUGAUAGAUCCACUAUCACAUGAAGGCUUCAUACUCUUUAUUAAGAAGUGGAUUGAUGUUGAGAAUCAGUUUUUACAGGAAGGACUUACAGAAUUAAUAUUUAGAGCACUUACAUUAAAAAUCAAUUUAAGUGAGUUAUUUGUAGAGCCAAAUCUUAUUAAAUUAUUAGUAGAUGCAGCAAUACAGAAUGAAGAUAUCAAUGCAAUCAAUGUUUUGAGUGAAUUUACUUUGUAUGGAGAAAUUAAUAAGGAUUUGAUCCCAAAUAUCCUUGAAUUUUGCAAUAACAUAAAUGUUAAUGAGUUUCUUGAGAAAGCAAAAGCGGAAAUUAAUUCAAAUAAAAAUCCAAGUGAAAUUCUGACUCUUUGUGGAAAUAUUCUAUAUAUAUUAGAUAAUGUUCCUGAUGAAAUCAAUCCUACUAUAGUUACAGAGAUCCUAGAACUUGCAAACGAAAAAUGUGAUUUAAAAACCAAAAUUUCCGCAACAUUUCUCCAAGUUUCGUUAUGGUCGAAGAUAGAUCCCAUAUUAUUUGGUGCAAUAGCAUCGCCAGAUCUUCUCUCAAUUUGUUUUGACGUUGCUUUUAAUACAUCACCGCAACUCCAUAUGAUUAUCAUUAAUUUAUUAGACAACCUACUCUCAAAAUAUCAAUCCAUUAAUAUGCUUGACGUAGUUUCCCAUGAAAUUUUUGAUUUUUUGGAAAAGUCAAUAGAAGAAGGAAAUGAAGAGAUCUCAGAUAAAGCAGCUGUUAUAAUGGAAACAUAUUUCCCAGUUGAGCCACAAUCUGCGUGA